AUGGAUAUCUAUACUAUCACUGAAAUAUCAGAUGAUAUGAUGAAUUUAAGUUAUGAUAAAUUCUAUGAUUUUUUGGACAUCGUUUUAAACAAAGAUUUAAGCAAUCUUUUUCGAGUACAAGCUAUUCGAGAGAUGUCUUCUUUAUCUUCACUAACAGUAGAUGAAUUAAUUGAAAUUCUUAAUUAUGACAUUGUUGAAUUACAUUCUAUUAGAGAAAAACUUGGUUUUAUAUCAUCUGACGGAAGAUUUCAUCUUCGGCUUGGAUUUAGAAAUUUACUUGAACGUUUAUUGUCAUUAGUAAAGUUGAAGAAAAACUCAUUGAUUAAGAACCUUGAAUUAACACAGGAAAAUACAAUAAAUGAUAUGUAUAAAAAAUUAAUGCAUAUAUGGAAGCAGGCACCUAGUUCAUCAAAUGAAAAUGAUACUCCUAUUCUUAUUUUGUGGAUUAACAAUAUUUUCGAAAAUUUAAAAAAACCGAAAAAUAGAUUUAGUUAUGAUGAAUAUAUUCAACAAUUUUCUUUGUUAUUGUUCAUUCUUGGUGGUAGAAAUUGCUAUGAGUUUUUAAGAUUAAACUUACCAGGAGCAUUACCACAUGUUUCAAAUGUUGAAUUAUUAAUGAAAAAGCAAGAUGUAAGAAUGGUUGAAUGUAAUUUUCGAUUUGAUCUAUUAAGAGAUUAUACACAAUCAAAUAAUUGUAAUCAUGUAUUUUCUGCUGAAGAUUCAACCGGUUCCAUUUGUCGAGUGGAAUAUGAUGCACAUUCAAAUAAUUUCAUUGGCUUUUCAGCACCUUUAGUUCAUGGUGUUCCAAAGCCAAACUUUUUCCAGACGGAAAGUUUUGAUGAAUUAAAAGGUUGGUUUGAUAAUUUCGAUAAAUCAAAAUUCAUUAAUCUUCAUAUGAUUCAAUCUAUAAAACCAUUUGUUCCUCCAUUGAUUUUGUCUACUUACGGUUCAAAUAAUAAAGCAACUUCAACAGAGGUGUUGAAGAGAUGGUUAUAUAUUUAUAAUAAAAGUUUAGCGCAAGGUGUGCGUGUUAUAGGAUUUAGUACUGAUGGUGAUUCUCGUUAUUUACGAGCAAUGAGAUUAUGUAGUCGAUUUUUUGCUGAAUUACCAAAUCUAAAUUUAUUUAAAAAUCAUGAUGAAUUUUCUAUUAACAUACCAAGACAAUGGAGUUGGUUUUUCAUGAAAGAACAACAAAUUCUACUUUUCAUGCAAGACCCAAUUCACGUUGCAACUAAGUUUAGAAAUAGACUUCUUUCUCAGGUAGCAUCAAUGAAAAUGGGCAAAUAUUUAAUUGAUAAAGAACAUAUAAUCUAUUUAAUUGAAUCGUAUAGUAAAAUUGAACAUAAUUUAAUUAAAUGUGACAUUAAUAUAAAAGAUCGACAAAAUUUUCCAUCUUGUAGAAGAAUAUCUUCAGUAAAUGUUCUAAACUUAUUAAAUAAUGAAAAUUUUAAAGGAACUUACGUUUAUUUAUCAUUAUUACGUUCGAUUAUAAUAGGAUUUAUCGAAAAGUCUAGUACAAUUGAAGAACGAUUAUAUCACAUAUGGACAGUUGUCUUCACAUGUAGAUUAUGGUGGAGUUGGAUUCAUCAUUGGGCAAUAAAAAAUAGUAGAAAUGAUGAUAAUUCAGGAUUAGUAAAACAAUUUAAAGCUAACAGCUUUAUUACUAAACCAACAUUUUGGUGUAUUGAGAUCAAUGCUCAUACAUUACUUUAUAUUAUUUUAUUAGUAAUUAAAAAUAAAUUACCUGCCGAUGCGCUCAAUACAUAUCUUUUCAAUUCCCAAACUUGCGAAAACACGUUCAGAAUAGCUCGUGCUUUAUCAGGUCCAUAUUCAUCGAUUACAAACUUUACUGUAAAAUCAUUCAUAAACAGAUGCGAGAAAAUAUCUAUUAUUAAUUCUAUUAAAACUCAUAGUGGACAAAUAGGUGACUAUCAGUUCAAAUUUCCACAACAUCAUAAACAUGAUAAAGAAGUACAUGUUUAUUCAGUAAAUCCUCUUAAACAAAUUAAUUUAACAGAAUUUGAUAUUGAAAAAAUCAUACAAAAAGCAUUUGAAUCAUCUAAAAACUAUGUUACAAUGGUGAACAUGAAUGAGCUAUUAAAAAAUAAAAAUUUAUUUUCUUUACCUGAAUUAAGUCAAUUUAUAAAAACGAAUAUUAGUGAAUCAUCAUCGAAAGUGGUAGAUUAUACGGAGGAUAUUGAUUUUGAUGAAGAUAGUGAUAAAGAUGAGUUCGAUGACGAAGAUAAUCCAGAAACAUUUGAUGAUCAAGACGAAAUAUUAUCGAACAGUGAUGAUGAAGUGGAAGACGAAGGAAAUGUUUUAACAAGUGAUCUUUCUGAUACAGAAAAAAAAAAAUUCCAAGGUUGUCGUAUAUACGAUAAAGUUAGUCCACAACAAAUCAACAAAUAUUUUCGUAUUCGUCUCGGAUCAUCACUGAAAUAUUUGCACAAGCAAACAGCAUGCUGGCUACUAACAGAUAGCAAACAGCGGUUAUCGAGUGAUCGAUUAGUACGUGUAACGUCUGGAAAGUAA
Messenger RNA from Rotaria sordida, 2532 nucleotides. The record is from the annotation of a GenBank genome assembly. NCBI's taxonomy places the organism in Eukaryota, Metazoa, Rotifera, Eurotatoria, Philodinida, Philodinidae.